CUGUCAAUUGAAUGUCAUUUAACGGUAACGAUAGUAAUGAAUGGUUUGUAUGUUUGCAUUGAAUUGAAUGAAUGAUCAGAUGUUUGUCUGUAUUGUUGACCGCAUGUCAUGUCUUUGACUUCAUUUAUAGACAUUAUUAUUGAAUAUUAUAUAACAGUCUCUUCACUGAUGACUAAAUUGUUUACCAACUGAUCCAUUGAAGAUAUUGAGAGGUGAUCUCUGGACACAAAAAAACAGUUUCAUAUAUUGUUUGUAUCGUGAGAUCGAUUUAAAUAAAUUUUCAAAUUAUUAUUAACGACGUGAAGACCCGUUUGAUUUGAUUGUUGAUUAAAAUAAUUAUCAAUCAGUUGUGAUGUCAAAAAUGUUGCGAAACCUUAAUCAAUGCACAACUAAAUUGUUUGCCACCAGUGGCCACAGUUCAGGCCAUCGAUCGGCGAUUCCCAUUGCAUUGUCCAGACAUCUGUACUCAUCGUUGAGUACAUCCCAUGAAAUACCAGAGAAUCUGCGGUACGUCGAGGAGUCAGAAGAUCCGUCUUUCUUUCAUAUGGUUGAGUACUUCUACCACAAGGGAUGGCAAUGUGUUGAAGACAAACUCGUCGAAGAGUUCAAAGGCAAACUGACACCGGAGGAGAAACGCAAGAAAGUGAGAGGAUAUCUAUCGAUAUUAGGUCCGUGUCAUGCAGUUCUUGAGGUAUCAUAUCCUCUCAAACGAGAUAACGGAGACUACGUUAUGAUCAAUGGCUGGCGCGCACAACACAGUCACCAUAGACUUCCCUGCAAAGGAGGCAUCCGUUUCAGUACUGAUGUCUGUUUGGAUGAAGUGAAAGCCCUCUCCGCUCUCAUGACAUUCAAGUGCGCUGUAGUGGACGUGCCUUUCGGCGGUGCGAAGGCUGGACUUAAAAUAAAUCCCAGAGAUUUUAGCGAUCAUGAGUUGGAGAAGAUAACUCGUAAUUUUGCGUUACAAUUGUCUAAAAAGGGAUUUCUUGGACCCGGUAUUGAUGUGCCGGCGCCCGACAUGGGAACAGGUGAACGGGAAAUGAGUUGGAUUGCCGACACUUAUGCCCAGACCAUUGGUCACACUGAUCUUAAUUCACACGCCUGUAUUACCGGCAAACCUAUAAAUCAAGGAGGAAUUCAUGGAAGAAUUUCGGCCACAGGAAGGGGAGUUUUUCACGGAAUUGAUAACUUUAUAAACGAGGCCUCAUAUAUGUCAAUGGUUGGCAACACUCCCGGUUGGGGCGGAAAGACGUUUAUCAUUCAAGGUUUUGGUAAUGUAGGCCUUCACUCUAUGCGAUACUUGAAUAGGGCCGGUGCACGAUGUAUCGGAGUACAGGAAAGGGAUGGUAGUAUUUAUAACCAAAACGGCAUCGAUCCUAAAGAUUUAGAGGAAUGGAAAAUGAACAAUGGAACUAUUGUUGGCUUUCCUAAUGCUCAACCCUAUGAUGGGGAAAGCCUACUGUACGAGAAAUGCGAUAUUUUAGUACCGGCGGCCACUGAGAAGGUCAUCACCAAAGAUAACGCACACAAAUUACAGUGCAAAAUAAUAGCAGAGGCGGCCAAUGGACCGACAACACCGGCUGCCGAUAAGAUUCUUAUCGAUCGCAAUAUUCUGAUAAUUCCUGAUUUGUAUAUCAAUGCCGGUGGUGUCACUGUUUCCUAUUUUGAAUGGCUUAAAAAUCUUAAUCACGUCAGUUAUGGCCGAUUACUCUUCAAAUAUGAACGCGACUCUAACUAUCACUUAUUGGAGAGUGUUCAGGAAUCUCUUGAACGGCGCUUUGGUAAAGCCGGUGGACGUAUACCUAUAGUUCCGAGUGAAUCGUUUCAAAAGAAAAUAUCCGGUGCUUCUGAAAAAGAUAUCGUCCACUCUGGGCUCGACUAUACUAUGGAACGAUCGGCUCGGCAAAUCAUGAGAACUGCCAUGAAAUACAAUUUAGGUCUUGAUUUACGGACAGCCGCUUACGUGAAUUCAAUCGAAAAGAUUUACAACACAUAUAAAGAGGCCGGACUUACGUUCACAUAACCGAUAACUUUCAGCAAUAUAUACUCUAUAAGCGUAUUUCAAAUACUAAUCUCUUAACAAACAAUCGUUAGAUACAAUUGUUUUUUUAAAACUAUAAAAUUAUAAUCGUUAAAUAAGUUAAUAUAUAUACACUUUAUAUGUCGUGAUAUAUAGAUAACGUUUUAGUGAUUUAACAUUUUUUGGCAUAAAAUAAUAGGAUUUUAGUGAU
Messenger RNA from Oppia nitens, 2228 nucleotides. It is a transcript of the gene Gdh, whose product is annotated as glutamate dehydrogenase, mitochondrial-like. The record is from RefSeq and is a predicted model, not a curated record. The coding region runs from base 353 to 2020 and encodes 555 amino acids. Gene Ontology annotation, biological process: L-glutamate catabolic process. The transcript has 6 exons. Gene Ontology annotation, molecular function: L-glutamate dehydrogenase (NAD+) activity. Gene Ontology annotation, cellular component: mitochondrion. Lineage: Eukaryota; Metazoa; Arthropoda; Arachnida; Sarcoptiformes; Oppiidae.